Molecule: messenger RNA, 4739 nt
Organism: Hipposideros armiger (great roundleaf bat)
Lineage: Eukaryota; Metazoa; Chordata; Mammalia; Chiroptera; Hipposideridae
Gene: EPM2A
Product: EPM2A glucan phosphatase, laforin
Exons: 4
Coding region: 73-1068 (331 amino acids)
Biological process (GO): protein dephosphorylation
Cellular component (GO): cytoplasm; nucleus
Molecular function (GO): carbohydrate phosphatase activity; protein tyrosine phosphatase activity; starch binding
Source: RefSeq, a predicted model, not a curated record
CCCAAUCGCCGCGCCCAUCGCGCGCUCCGGCCGCGGGGACGCCGGGGAGCGGGAGCCACGCCGCCCGCCGCCAUGCGGUUCCGGUUCGGGGUGGUGGUGCCGCCCGCGGUGGCCGGGGCCCGGCCAGAGCUGCUGGUCGUGGGGUCGCGGCCGGAGCUGGGGCGCUGGGAGCCGGCCGGGGCCGUGCGCCUGAGGCCGGCGGGCACGGCCGCGGGCGCGGGGGCGCUGGCGCUGCAGGAGCCGGGCCUGUGGCUCGGGGAGGUGGAGCUGGCGCCCGAGGAGGCGGCGCAGGACGGGGCGGAGCCGGGCCGCGCGGACACGUUCUGGUACAAGUUCCUCAAGAGGGAGCCGGGAGGCGACCUCGCCUGGGAAGGCAAUGGGCCUCACCACGACCGUUGUUGUACGUAUAAUGAAAACAACUUGGUGGAUGGUGUUUAUUGUCUCCCAAUAGGACACUGGAUCGAGGCCACCGGGCACACCAACGAGAUGAAGCACACAACAGACUUCUAUUUGAAUAUCGCAGGCCACCAAGCCAUGCAUUAUUCAAGAAUUCUACCAAAUAUCUGGCUGGGUAGCUGUCCUCGCCAAGUGGAACACGUAACCAUCAAACUGAAGCACGAAUUGGGGAUUACAGCUGUAAUGAAUUUCCAGACCGAAUGGGAUAUUGUGCAGAAUUCCUCAGGCUGUAACCGCUAUCCAGAGCCCAUGACUUCAGACACUAUGAUUAAGCUGUACAAGGAAGAAGGCUUGGUCUACAUCUGGAUGCCGACACCAGAUAUGAGCACCGAAGGCCGAGUGCAGAUGCUGCCCCAGGCGGUGUGCCUCCUGCACGCGCUGCUCGAGAACGGACACACCGUGUACGUGCACUGCAACGCCGGGGUGGGCCGGUCCACGGCGGCCGUCUGCGGCUGGCUGCAGUACGUGAUGGGCUGGAACGUGAGGAAGGUGCAGUACUUCCUCAUGGCCAGAAGGCCGGCUGUGUACAUUGACGAAGACGCCUUGGCCCGGGCUGAACAAGACUUUUUUCAGAAAUUUGGGAAGGUUCGAUCUUCCAUAUGCAGUGUGUAGGGCUCCCUCCCGGUUUCCUUAGAAAGCUGGGGUGAUGAUGCUAACUACAAUGACCUAGAAACCAAGAUUUCGCCUGAAAAGACUGGCUGCUGGCUUCUCCCCCAGCCUGCCUUCUUUAGUCUGGGGCUGACUUUCAGUUAUCGUUGGUUGAGCUGUAUCAUCUCUGAAAUAUUUUGCAAAGGAAGCCAUGACUGACCCGUGAGCAAAAGCCACCAGCAGGUGGGCUGUGCCGUGUUGUUCUAGCGUCAGACAGAAAGAGAAUGUGUGCCGUUCCUGCUUCCUGCAAGCGGACUAGCCCUUAGCGUUACAGACGCUGCAUCUGUUGUGUUAUGAAUUCACUGCUGCACUUUCUUGCUGCCUUGUAAUGUGACAUACAGAAGAAAAGAUAGGAGUUGUGUAGAAUCCAUCACUUGUGCGUACACACACCACGCACCACACACCACAUACACACACACGUUCUGCCAAAAUUAUAAAAUGAGAGCUAGCCAGUUGCCAAAAAAGGAAAUAUGGACUAAACAUGACCCAAAUCGAUGGCUUUCUAGACCUUGUUUUUGCGUCCUGCUCCACGGUUGUUAAAGCCUGUCCCAAGGCUGCACCCCCUUUACCUCCCCACAGCCCUGUGUGACACCCACAGGCAGUUAUAAUGUCUUUGUUCUCACCGAGGCUCUGUGAUCAUAGGUCUCAGGGCCAGCUGGGGACUAGCUGGAGUUGGACUCAGUGUUUGUUGUUUUGUCAGCAAACUGUAGUGUAUUCAGUUUCUCUGUCUCAAAGUAAGGUUGAUGUUUCUGCAGCAGUUUCUAUAGUGGGAAAUGGAACAUUGUUCUGGUCAGUCGCCAAAGAAUUUAGAAAAGUAGUUAUAUUUUGUACAACCUGUCUUAAAAUGUGGUGGGCUGUCUCCAGGCCAAAGUGGUCUGUGCCAUAGCUCAGAAGAGGAGCUAUAUUACCAGAAAAGCCCCAAACCAUAGAUAAUUGUUCCACAGCUUGGGAACAAGCCCGACUCCACGCUCAGUUUAAUACAAUCCACGGUUACUGUGCCUCCAGAAUGCGCAACUCCCUACCGUCCCCUAGACGCUACAGGAAACACAAAGGUGAACAAGACCUGGCCUGCAAGAAGCUCGUAGCCUAGACACAGCCCUGUGUUCAGUCAAGUAUAACGCAGGAUGGAGCUGUGAAAGACACGCUAGACUAGGGGGAGAGGAAGUAACUUUUGUUGGGUGCCUCUUAUACACUAGGUGCUUUACAAUCUUAUCCAAUUUAAUCUUCGCAGAACCCUGUGAGGGAUGUUUCAUUAUCUCCACUAUAUAGACGAGGAAACUAAGGCUCAGAGAGGUUAAAUCAACUUUCCAGGAGCACAUGGUGAGUAAAUAAAUGAAAUGAGAUACAAAGCUAGGUUUGUCUGACUCAAAGCCCAUACUUUUCCUAUUAAGCUAUGAUGCUUAUUUAAUUUUCUGCUCCUUCUUCCAUAAAUGUUUAUUGAUAGAUAUGGGAGAUUCUGAUUUAGGAAGUACGGGGGAUAAGAAGGUGCAAGAUGGGCCCCAGUGGGGUUCAGAGGAGGGAAAGAUGUCUUAUAACUGUGGGACUCAGGGAGACGACAUUUGAUUUGGGCAGUGAAAGCUAGACAAGACACAUUUCUCUUACAGUUUUACAAAGUUAAAUUUAUAAACCAGGAUUGAAUGAUAUGGAGUCCAGCUCCCUUGCUAAGAAUAACUAGAGAGAACUAUUGUAUUAAAGUAACCUGUUUAUAGUCAUAAUGUGUUGUGUAAAAUUUAAUCUUAAAAGUGGAAUAUUUCUAAUUUAUUAUGUGUGUGUGUGUGUGUGUGUGUGUGUGUGUGUGUGUGAAUUUCCUUAAUGUCGAAGGAGUCCAGUUACAUAAUUUACACUACAGGAAAAACUUUUUGGAUGGAUUUUUAAAAUUUUUGCUCUGAUAGGCAAAAUAAUUUUAGGGCUAUUAAAGAAUGUGUUGGAAUAACCUCUCUUGUCUUCAAUGAAUGGGAUAUCCAAUGUCUUUCAAAAUCACCUGGAAAUUUUGCUGGAUAAAAAAGCAUUAAAGAUGACUUCUGUGUACAGGAUUAAAAAACCCAAAAUCCAGUGUUAUUAAUUUUGUCUGAAAUCCAUAAAAACAAACUGUGUGUUUCUUAUUUGUAAUCCAGUGUAUUCCUUUAUUUUUCAAGACCCAGAGACAUCAAAUGACUCUUUUACAGAAAAGGGUUUUAACUGCGGGUCAGAGGAAAGGGAUGAGCUAGGAAGAUUUGUAGGGAGGUUUACUGUGGUGUUGAGGAGUCCCUGGAGAAUUGACAGGAAGGAGAGCAGACAGUGCUAGUGGGAAAGAAUUCAUGGGAGGAUCACAGAAAGUGGAGUAAGUGGAAGAAAAAUGACUAAAAUGAGAAAAAGCAAAGAAAAGUGAAAUUUCCAAAAGAAGAAGCAGGUGUAUCCUUUUAGAAAGAGUGCUGGGAGGAUUGUGAAGGAAGGCGUGACUGUAGGACCAGGCAAGUCGGGUCAAGGUUAUGUUCCCAGGCAAAACGGUCAGGCUAGGUAUUCACUACAGCAGGAAAAAGGACAGCUGGAUGUAACGUGCUGACCGAAUAGGAGGGUGGACUGUGCUGUGGCUUAUUACCUGCUAGGACAAAAAGGAAGUCUGAUAGGAGAUGGGACUAAGAAUAAAGAGGAAAGGACUGGUGAAGCUACCUCUCAUUAGAACAAUAAUAAUGGCACGAUAAUCAGGGGAAGGGAAUAGCAAAAAUUACAACUGCGUUCUUUCCUUUCCUAAUCCAAUAUUCCGAAAGUCUUGCCCAAUGUAGUUCAUGGAAACGUACUUCCAGUUGCUCAGGUUCCACACCUCAGAGUCAUUCUUAACUCUUCUCUUCCUUUCAAACAUCACAUAUCAUCCAUCAGAAAAAUCUGCCACCUCUUCUGUCAAAAUAUCUGUAGCCUAACGAUGUUUGACCUCCUCCGCAGAGCACACCUGGUUAGAGCCUAAUUAGUGAUCUCUAGACUGAACUUCAGAAAUCGCCUCCUAACUGGUCUCCCUGUUUCUGUCCUUCGCUCUCAGUCAGCCCCACCACUGUCAUAUCUACUCUCACCCAGUGGCGGGGGUGAUCCUAUAAAAAUAUACGUCAGAUCAUGCCAACCCUGUGUUCAAAGAAGCCACCAAUGACUUGCCAUGUCACUCAGGGUAAAAGCCGAAGCCCUUCAAGGACCCACACACGCUGGUCCCCUGGUAGGUCUCUGACCUCAUCUCCUGCUGCUUUCUGCCUCACUCCGCUCCAGACAUCCUGGCUUUCUUGCCCUUGGAGUAUUCCUGACAGCCUCCUCCUUCAGGGCACUUCCUGUCCCUCCGCCUGGAACGCCCUUUUCCAGGUAUCAACAUGGCUCACUGCCACACCUCCCUCAGUGAGGCCUUUCUGGACCACCCAGCUACAAAUUGCCACACGCAGCCGCAGCCCGCCCCGUCCGCAUUCUCCACGUCAUUUCUCUCCAUGGAGCGUAUUGCUGGCCAAUAUCCUACACAGUUUGCUUAUUUGUUUUAUUGUCUCCGUUCUCUCACUACAGUGUAAACUUCAGAAAGGUAAACAUUCAUGUCUGUUUUGUUUGGUGAUGUGCCUAGAGCGCCUGUGAUGGAGCCUGGCAUGUAUUUCAGUGAGUGAAGGACAAGAACAGCUAAUAACUACUGA